Messenger RNA from Penaeus monodon (black tiger shrimp), 108 nucleotides. RefSeq lists its product as uncharacterized. NCBI's taxonomy places the organism in Eukaryota, Metazoa, Arthropoda, Malacostraca, Decapoda, Penaeidae. The record is from RefSeq and is a predicted model, not a curated record. The annotation marks the transcript as partial. The transcript has 2 exons.
GAGAGAGAGAGAGAAAGGAGAGAGAGAAGGAGGAAGAGGAAGAGAGAGAGAGAGAGAGAGAGACCCUUCCUCUCCCCCCUCCCCCCCCCCCCCCCUCUCCCCACCCCU